Messenger RNA from Chaetomium strumarium, 1174 nucleotides. RefSeq lists its product as uncharacterized. The transcript has 2 exons. Gene Ontology annotation, cellular component: plasma membrane; endoplasmic reticulum. The record is from RefSeq and is a predicted model, not a curated record. NCBI's taxonomy places the organism in Eukaryota, Fungi, Ascomycota, Sordariomycetes, Sordariales, Chaetomiaceae. Bases 224 to 1090 code for a protein of 288 amino acids.
AGGAGAGAGAGAUCGAAGACAUCAUCCGGGCCCUGAGCUGUGUGUGACACGGCUAUAAGACGCACCGCUUCCCCCCUUCCCCUCCUCGUGGCCAGACAGCCAACAUCUGCCCACAAUUGCUCAGACAUCCAGCGCCGAUCUCACACAUCACACACCUCAAAACUCAACUCUUGUACAAUACCCCAAGCGAGACCGCAGAGGACAGUCUGAUCUGGUAGCCGCCAUGGUAGCCCUACUUUACCCUCGCAACGACGCCCUGAGGACUCAUCCGCCGGCGGGUGACCAGUACCUGACGACCAAUGGCUCCAACUGGCUGUUUACCGUCACCGCCAUCUUUGGCUUUUCUGCUCUUGCCCUCUAUGCCCUGAAGUUCCGUGCCCGUGCCGGCGAGCGCUUCUUCCACUACCUGUUCAUCAUCGCCUUCCUGACCGGCCUGGUCGCCUACUAUGCCAUGGCGUCCGAUCUUGCCUGGGACACGGUCCGGCAGGUCAACCAGGUCGGCCACUCGGGUGUCCUCCGCCAGAUCUUCUGGGCCAAGUACGUCUUCUGGGUCGUCGCCUUCCCCGCCAUCAUCAUCGCGCUGGGCGUCCUGAGCGGCGUCUCCUGGGCCACCAUCUUCUUCAACGUCGCGCUGUCGUGGGUGUGGAUCAUCAGCUACCUCGUGGCCGCCUACACGCCGUCCAACUACAAGUGGGGCUUCUUCGCCUUCGGUCUGCUGGCCCACAUCUUCCUGGCGCUGUCGACCCUGCAGACCGGCCUGAAGACCGCCACCCGCGUCGGCAUCAAGGGCGACUACUUUGCCCUUGCCGGCUACGUCAACUUCCUGUGGCUGCUCUACCCCAUUGCCUGGGGCCUGAGUGACGGCGGCAACCGCAUCGGCGUUGUCGCGAGCUUCAUCUGGUUCGGCAUCCUCGAUGUGCUGCUGCUGUGCGGCGUCGCCUAUGGCAUCGUCGUACUGUCCCGCCGCUGGGACUACAACCGCCUGAACAUCGCCUUCACCCAGUACGGCCGUGUCCCUCACCACGCCGGAACCUUCCCCGAGAAGAACACGACUGCUACGCCGGCUGCUACCGCUGCUCCCGCUGUGUAAAGAGCUGUGCCCAACAUGAUCAGUCAAAACGGAUCUGAAGGGGUGAGAAAGAACGAGUUUGGAGAAGGGGGUGAGGCCCGAUUC